Delphinapterus leucas (beluga whale) is the source of this 4135-nucleotide messenger RNA. The record is from RefSeq and is a predicted model, not a curated record. NCBI's taxonomy places the organism in Eukaryota, Metazoa, Chordata, Mammalia, Artiodactyla, Monodontidae.
ACCAUGGUCAGGAGCAAGGGCAAAACGCCCCAGCGGCCGGAGGGACCCGGGAGGCCGACCUCCGGGGAGCAGGAAUCCGGGUCGGCCAGCGCGGACAGCGCGCCCAGCCGGGAGCGCCGACAGGGCCGCGGUAAAGCCCACGGGGCAAGACCACUCUUGGAUCCCUGCACCGCGGGGGGCCAGGAGACCCCCGGUGGCCGCAGGAAGCCCACCGUAGAGGAGAACGGCGACUGCAGACGGCCAGAGGCUGGGCCGCCACCGGAGGCUGCGGGGAGACGAGGCAGCGCUUGGCGUCGGGGAUGCGGGCCUAAGGAGAACCACAAGCCUGGGGACGGCCGUGGGGGGCGCCUGGAGGAGAAGGGUCUCCUCGGAGGAGGAAGGACACGCGGGCGCGACCGCCGCAGGAGAGGAGGAAAAGGGCGGGGACGCUCGGUUCAGCGGGGCCACCAAGAGACCCGCAGCCUCAAUGGGGACACGUCUGAUGGAGACGGGGCCAGCUCCUGCCCGGACAGCGAAGCCCGCGAGGCCCUGGAGAGCGGCAGCCAGAGCGGUGGGGCCCCAGAGCGGCGGCCCAACUCGGAGCAAACGGACAUGGGCUCGGGAAGCACCCAAACCGGUCCGGAGUCAGCGCUGGAGGCGCCGAGAGAACGCCCGAGCAGCGACGGCCUGGGCAGCGACGGCAGAGGCGGUGACAAGCCCCCCGCCGGGCCCCGGAGCCCGGAAAAAUCGUCGGGGGCGAGGCCCCAGGGAGAAACCGAGGAUUCCGAGACUGACACAGACUUGAGUCUGGAGGGAGCCGGGCCUGGACGGAGCCUACGGGCAGCCCCAGGAACGACAAGCGGGUCCACUGAGGCCGAAGAGGCUGAACCGGCCAGUAAAGCCGCGGCCUCCAGUCCCCUCGAGGGCAGCCGCGCGUGCGUUCCCCGGAGCUCGCGGGCUUCUCGAGAUCCCAGGCGGGCCCGGGACGCGAGAAACAGUGGGGUGCAGCCCGAGGCUGAGCCGAGGGGCCCCCAGGCCGUUAGAGCCGAGGCCUCGACCGCCCGGGGUCAGCGUACCCAGGUCGGAGAGGGGGUGGGGAAGGUGCAAGAGGAGGAGGGCGUGAGCGAAGCGGGGGCUGGAGGAGAAGGGUCCAGGGACCCAGCGCCGCUGGUCGCCCUGGUGGCGCCCGGCAGGCUUCGCGCGAGGCCCCCGCCAGGGCCCGCUCCCCAGGCCGCGGGUCCCUGCCGCUCGGGCCUCAAGGACCGGCUCCUGCGGGUGGCACGGGGCCUGGGCCUCCUGCGGUGGCUGCAGCUCCGGCCGCGGGCGGGCGAGGCGCGGGCGGCGGGCGAGGGGCGGGGCCGCGGGCCGGGGCUGAGCCGCGGUCUAGAGCUGAGCCUGGCGGGCGUAGCUGGGCUGGGCGGGCGACCGAGGGCUCCCCCUGGUGGCGGCUCGAGUUCCCCGCAGGUUGCGGAAAGGCCAGCCCCCGACGACCCUUCUGAGGACGCGGACCCGACUCCAGAUCCCAAGUUUGCGGUCAUGUUCCCCAGGAUCCACAGGGCAGGGAGGACCUCGAGCAGCCAGAGCUCAGAGGAAGCGUCCGCGGACGCCCCCGCUGGGGAGGGGCACUUUUCGUCUUGUGCGGGGGCUUCAGGGGACAGUGAGGGGCGCAGGGCGAGUGGAGAAGGGGUGGCCGGGCGCUGCCACGGCUCUCUCGGCCCGACUCCCUCCGACGAGCCCCCACUCGAGAGAGGCUCCAGCAGCGAAGCGGAGCCGGAGACCUUGGGAGCCGAGGCUCCGGUGCACUGGGCACAGGGCGAGGACCCCCGGGAGGACCCUGGGUUUGGCACCGAAGCACUGCUGCCCCGACUCAUCUUGGAGACCCGCCUGCGGCGGGAGAGGAGCCCGAGCCCCUGCAGGUUCCUGAGGGAUCGAUGGGAGCCGGAGGAUGAGACCGAGGAGGCGCUGGACAAGGACCUGGAGCUGAGCCUCGGGCCGGGCCUGGAGGCGCCGCCCUUUCCCGGCGCCGAGGACAGGAGCCUGGGGGAAGGCCUGGAAGACACCGAGGACCUGGCCCGGCUGCGGCCGGUGUGCGACAGCUCCGUGCUGCUGUGCCUCAAGAAGAGGUUUUACCUGGGCCGAAUCUAUACCUUUGGGGGGCCCCUCCUGCUCGCUCUGAACCCCCGCCGGCCCCUGCCUCUCUUCUCACCUGAGGUCCUGGCCAGCUACCACCCUAGGAAGACCCCUAACACCACCCCACACAUCUUUGCCAUCGUGGCAGCAGCCUAUAGCCUGUCUCAGAGCACUGGGCAGGGCACCUGCAUCCUCCUGGGUGGGCACAGCGGCUCUGGGAAGACAGAAGCUUCCAGAAAGAUUGUGCAGUUCCUAAGCAGCCUGGAGCAGGGGCAGACAAGGGACAGAGGAUGUCAGCUGGACGACGUGCUGCCCAUGCUCAGCAGCUUUGGCCACGCCAAGACAGUCCUCAACGCCAACGCCAGCCGCUUUGGCCAGGUCUUAGGCCUCUGCCUGAAGCAAGGGGUCAUCCUGGGAGCCUCUGUGUCACAUUAUCUGCUUGAGACCUCGAGGGUGGUGUUUCAGGCCCAGGCUGAGCGGAGCUUCCAUGUUUUUUAUGAGCUGCUGGCGGGGCUGGACCCCAUGGAACGGGAACGGCUCUCCCUACAGGGGCCGGAGACCUACUACUACCUCAACCAGGGCCGGGCCUGCAGGCUCCGGGGCAAGGAGGAUGCCCAGGACUUCACAGGACUGGUGAAGGCCCUGCAGGUGCUGGGCUUGUGCACCGAGGAGUUGACUGCCGUCUGGGCUGUGCUGGCCUCUGUCCUGCAGCUGGGCAACAUCUGCCUCUCCUCUUCAGAGAGGGAGUCACAGGAGGUGGCUGCCGUGUCCAGCUGGGCUGAGAUCCACACAGCAGCCCGGUUGCUGCGGGUGCCGCCCGAGCGCCUGGAGGGGGCUGUCACCAGGAGGGUCAUGGAGACGCCCUAUGGCCGGGUCUCGAGAUCCCUGCCCGUGGAAAGUGCCAUCAAUGCCAGGGACGCCCUGGCCAAGGCCCUGUACUCGCGGCUCUUCACCUGGCUUCUGAGGAGAACCAAUGUGCGGCUGGCACCCCCCGGGGAGGGAGGCAGCGUGGUCACUGUCACUGUCGUCGAUGUCUACGGCUUUGAGGUCACCCCUGGGGGCGGGGCCCAGGACGGGGUGCCCACCUCAUCCUGGUUAUUUCUGGGGACCCCAGCAGCUUCCCUUUGUGGGGGCGCUCGUGCGCUGCUUGCCUUUCUGACCAUAAGAUGGUCCACGAGACAGCUGCGUGCUCCAUAGGUACAGCCAUCUGCCCUGUCCAGCCCUGACGUCGGCUCUGGAGAGUUCUGCCUGCUUGGCCUUGCAGAGUCUCACAGGAGCCCUUAAGACAAUGAAAUACCCUCGGAUGGGUCAGCCUCGCCUGCUGUGUACCCAGAGGAGAGGGAAGAGAGGGAAUCCCCCAAAUCACACUGAGUUUUUCAUAAGCUCUUCACCCCUUUCCAGAACAUCCUGUUUCCUCAAGGCAGGGAGGAGGGGCGAGAGCAAGAGGAGGUGGCCCCCACCUCAGUCCUUGGAUGGGCACUGUGCCCAGUCCCCUGCUCUCUCCUCCUCUCCAGUGUGUCCUUGGUGACUAUCCGCUCUCUGAGGAGGGGAUGACCGUUGCCCGUGUGUGUGUGUGUGUGUGCGCGCGCAUGUACGCACAUGCGUGCUCUUGUGUGUAUUUUAGAACAUGUCAAAACUGUGCAAAGCUACACGAAGCGGGGGCUCUGCUGGGCUUACUAGGAAAGUGCUGAGGGGCACAGAGGAAGGAGCCUGUAAUUCCAACAGGAGGGAUGCUGGAAGGCUUCUUGGAGGCGGCAGCCUGGAGCUCUGCUUACGAGGAUGUGGCAUUCUGAUAGCCAGCGAGUUAGGCUGUAGCAAGAGGUGUCUUCUAGACCACAGGAUGGCUAUGAUCAGAGGCCCGAAGGCUCACAGUGGUGCUAAGGCAGAAGGCAGGGGUGUGGGUUGUUGGAGGGAGGAAGCAUGAUCGAGGCUGGGACUGGGCUGAGGCGGCCUGCAUGCUGUGUCAGGAUCUUUGGUCUUGUCCCUGGAGGAGGAAGCAUCAGCCCUAGGGCACCACUCCCGCCUA